AUUAGAUAAAAAAAAAUGACACAAAAAAAGGAAGAAAAGAAAAGACAAUUGACCGUUAUUCCAGUUAAUACUAAUAAACAAAAGUACCAUCCAAUUUUCUUACUACUAAUAACUAAUAUAAACUUACAUUUGUUUGUUGUAAUAAUGCCUUCGAAGAAACGCGGCUGUUUUUUUAUAUAUUUUUGUAAUAAGAAAAAAAAUACCCCAAAUUUGGCUUUAGCAAUCCAAAAGAAUAAGGCUUUAGGAGGUUUGUUGUUUGAGGUUGCCCCUCCUCCUUCUUCUAUCUAUAUACCCCAACUUGUUGUUUGUUCUUCUUCUUCUUUGUGCGUAAACCCUAACAAAUUCUCUUCAAUUUGUGUGUGAUUCCCAUUUUUUGGUUUAUAGUGUAACAUUGCCAAUUCAAGCAAAAAAAGGGGGAAUUUUUUUUAACGAGCUGCCCACUUGAUAAUAAAAACUGUUUCGGUUUGGUGGGUUUUUGUUUACUUUUCUUGAUGAAACACACCUCCCCUUCCUCCUCCUCCUGAGAUAUCCUAAUUCUAAACACCAAAGCUGUCAGCAUAGAUUCCUAAAUUCACAUUAGCGUUUUGGCCCUUUUCUUCGUUUGCUUGAGUUAGCACAAAACAAAACAAUUCCGUGCAAGCAAAACAAGUGAGAAUUUUGUGGAGUGAAGGGAAAGGAUGGUGGAGGCAGGGGAUAAUAAUUAUAAUAAGGAUAAAGAAGAAGAAGGUGGGAUUGGAGAGAAUCAUUCUUCUGAGCAGAGGAUCGUGAUGAUGGUAGAUAAGAGGUAUGGAGAUGGGGUUGCAUGGAAUAGGGGUGCAAUGCUUGGUAAAGGAAGUUUUGGGUCUGUUUAUUUGGCGACUUUGAAGAAGCCCAGAUCAAUGUUUGGGUGGCUGCCAUCAGUUAUGGCUGUGAAAUCAGCUGAGGUUUCUGUUUCUGGCUCAAUUCAGAAGGAAAUGGAAGUCCUGAGCAAUGUUAAGGGCUGCCCUAAUAUAAUUCAAUGCUAUGGCGAGGAGACAACUACGGGGGAUAAUGGCGUGAUGGUGUACAAUUUGUUGCUGGAGUAUGGCUCUGGUGGAACCCUAGCUGAAAAGAUCAAGAAAGCAGGGGAUAAGGGAUUGCCUGAAUUUGAGGUAAAGUCUUAUGCUAAAUCCAUUCUUAAAGGGCUUAAUUUUAUUCACAAUCUAGGUUAUGUUCAUUGUGAUUUGAAGCCCGACAAUGUUUUGCUUGUGCCUAAGAACGUUGGUGAUGGUUGUGCUGCUGAGUUUAGGGCAAAGUUAGGUGAUUUUGGUUUAGCUAAGAGGGUUUCAAAACAGUGCAGUAAGAAGAGGAAAUUGGAGGAGCCGUAUUGGAGGGGAACCCCAAUGUACCUAUCUCCUGAGGUUGUUGGGGAUGGUGUUCAAGAACUUCCUAGUGAUAUAUGGGCUUUCGGAUGCAUUGUUUUAGAAAUGUUGACUGGUAAGCCUCCUUGGGGAUCAAAAGAGGAGAUGAAUUCAGAGGAAAUAAUGGACAAGAUAGGGAAGGAAUUGCCUCAAAUUCCGAAUUGGAUAUCUAAGGAGGCGAAAUCGUUUCUAAAAGGUUGUUUUGUGAAGAAGGCUAUGUUUAGACUGACAGCUGAGAUGUUACUGAAUCAUUCAUUUUUAGAAGGGCUGAAUGAGGUAGAUGAUGCUUUUGCGGAAACAGAGGUAAUUGAGGAUAUCAUUGAUAUAGAGUCUAUAUUGGUGGUGUCCGAAACUGAUGAUGAGAUCAGUUGUGAAUCUCUUUCUGAUGAUGACAGCUUUGCAUCAGAAGAUUGUUCAUUUUCUUAUUGGUCUGAAGAAGAUGGAGAGGAUAUCGAGGAUGAGGUUGUAUCUCACUAUCGGCAUGUGAAGAAACUGAAAGUGGAAGUGACUGAUGGCAAAACGAACGCCAAUGUAGAUGGUUUUGAUCAUAUGCGAGCACCCCUUCAAGUGUUAUCGCCAAUUCCUCCUAAGACAGCGCAACAUUAUCCAGUUAGUUUUAGAGUUCCUGCAGGAGUUUAGAGACUUAUUGACUAGAAUACGGGAUCAAUUUUGCUAGCUUAGUCACCUCCCUUGAUUCUUUGUAGGACAUACCUCAUGUAUGUAUGACCACAGAGUAGAUUAAUUAUAUGGUGCAUUUAUAGUUGUUCAAUUUACAGUCUGUUUAAAGUGUGGCAAAUUGCCAUUCAUUCUCUCUGUACUUAUGCUAAGCAAUACAAGAACCCUUUUGAUUGAAGUGCUUGGAUUUGAUUACGCAAUCAGAUGUUUCCUUUAAUGCUUUAGCAUUUAUAUUUUAGGAAAGUCUGCUAUGGUGUUUAUCAGCUAAUCUUUCUAUCUUCAUGCAGGCAAUUUGAAAUCUACUUCUAGUCCUUAACAGGAAUUUGCAGAUGUCAUUUCGAUGCCCUUUUGAAUGAGAACUUCUCUAAUAAAGACUGAGGAUCCUAUAAAUUGAUCAAGCGCCUGUUUUUGACAAACGGUUGGAGUUUCCAGGAAGCUUAAUUGACCUCUGUUCAAAUGGCAGUUCUCACAUCUGAAUAAUAUGACAUGCAGAUUGUUUGGUUUCUUGCAUAAAGCAUUACUUAUAACUGAAUUUGUGAUUUUAGCCUGAAUUCAUUCUUCUCAUAUCAGUUACUAAUCGAAAACAUAACCAUUCUCCUUUCAAUGGUGAUGCAGAGACUAAUACGACAACACAGUCAAUCUAGAGAUGAUCAUUCCAGGCAGAAACAAGAGGGCAUAUCUCUUUUUGAUCUUCCUUAAGUCUUUGCAAACUCUGGAGCCAAACAUGGAAAAGAAAGAGCAUGGAACAGAGAAUCUGCUUCUUUUUGACUUGACCAUUGACGUGGUAGAAUCUAUUGUCUGCUCCAGAAUGCUCAAGCAAAGAGCAAAAGCAAGCAUAAGAACAUGGAAUCUGCUUCCUGUUGACUUGGUCAGAGGCCUUUCUAGCAAUCCUAAAAGCUCCCUUUCAUCCAGCAUCUUUCAUUUGAAUGUAAAUAACGAAGUACUUACUGGAAUUCAAUCAGACCAGUAACUAUCUGCACUAUCUGCCACCAUUCUCAAACAUGCAAAUUCGAAAUGAAGCUCAACAGGUGUAUAUAUUGGAGAACCUGAUGAUCAUCUUUUUGUAAACUCGCCUCUAAAGUAAACUAUUCUGUUGAAAUGCAUUCCUCGUUUUACUCCAACCUUACACAGUUCGAAGCUCUUGAGCUAGGAGAUACUAGACUUUUCAGCAUCAUACCAUUUUGAGUUAUCUUACUUCCAGAAGCUUCAUUAUCUGAUCAUGUCACGGUAACUUUUUGCGUUCCACACAUAAGAGCUGUCGGCAGAUGACAGUGUUCAGGGAAACCUCCAAAGCAGUAAGCUAGACUGGCAGUAAUCUGUUGUCUGCAGCAUUUAUCACUCAAGAAACCACCUUUCAGGUAUUGAUGUAGGCAAGAUGUUACAAAUCAUUAGUGUUUGAAUACGAUGACUUAAAACCUUAAAAAGAUUUCUGAAUGACAUCAGUCAUUGAGCUUCCAAAGAUCAUUUGAUGGUACUAAGAGACAAAUUUGAUGAAUACAGAUUCAGCCAUGACUGUGUUCCUUAAUUCAACAAAACUUUCUGCAGCCACACUCUAUUUGAUUCCAAAUUGUGCUAACCGAUCUCAAGUUAUUAGGAAGGAAUCUGCAGAAAGAAGAGACAUUAGUCUGUUGGUUUUUCUAAUUCUAAACUGUACUAGCCAUCACAUAUUAGUUGAACUAUCACGUUGAGAAAUU
Molecule: messenger RNA, 3748 nt
Organism: Oldenlandia corymbosa var. corymbosa
Lineage: Eukaryota; Viridiplantae; Streptophyta; Magnoliopsida; Gentianales; Rubiaceae
Source: the annotation of a GenBank genome assembly